UGUUGGGUGCUGCUGCGCAGAGAGUGGAGGCUGAGGAGGAGGAGGGGGAGGUGCUGGAUAGACACAGAUGUCUGUUGGCCCUGGCAGCGCUGCGACACGCCAAGUGGUUCCAGGCUCGAGUGAACGGGCUCAAGUCCUGCGUUAUCGUUCUCAGGAUACUUAGAGACAUGUGCAAUAGACACUCCAUCUGGGAACCUCUCAAGGGAUGGCCCUUAGAGCUUAUCUGCGAGAAGGCAAUCGCCACCUGCAACAGACCUCUGGGGGCCGGAGAAGCCCUGCGUCGAGUCAUGGAGUGUGUGGCCUCAGGCAUACUGCUACCAGGUGGUCCAGGUUUACACGACCCGUGUGAGAAAGAGCCAACAAACACACUAACCAACAUGACAGACCAGCAGGCUGAGGCCAUUACCUACCGUGCACAGCAUGCCCUGAGACUCAUGGCAUUCGGACAGAUCUACAAGGUGUUGGAAAUGGACCCUCUUCCCUCAAAUAAACCAUCACAUAAAUACCCUUGGUCAGACAAAGAAGGUUUAGGUUUGAAAAGGCCGUAUGAGGAUGGAGCGAUGGAUGACAAAGACCUCAUCAAGAAGAUGAAGAGGAAUCUAAGAAAAGUCCUAGACAGUAAAGCCAUAGACUCCAACCAGCCUAUGAACGCCCUGAUGCGGUUGAACCAGAUCCGGCCGGGGCUGCAGUACCGCCUGCUGUCCCAGUCGGGCCCGGUUCACGCUCCAGUCUUCACCAUGUCCGUGGACCUCGAUGGAACCGUUCACGAAGCCUCUGGAUCCUCCAAGAAGACCGCCAAGCUGCACGUUGCUGUCAAGGUUCUCCAGGCGAUGGGCUACCCAACAGGGUUCGACUCAGACCUGGACCCCAUGAGUUCAGACGAGAAGUCGGACGGGGAGGGGAAGAGCGAGACGUCAUCACACACGAGCAAUAACCCAACACACACCUCGGACAAUUCCAACGCACUGGAGGUGCGAACUCAGGGUCCGAUACUGACGGCGAGUGGGAAGAACCCCGUCAUGGAGCUAAACGAAAAGAGACGAGGCCUCAAAUACGAACUCAUCUCUGAAAGUGGAGGCAGUCACGACAAACGCUUUGUUAUGGAGGUGGAGGUUGAUGCACAGAAGUUUCGUGGGGCAGGCCCCAAUAAAAAAGUAGCAAAGGCCAGUGCUGCUCUAGCGGCUCUAGAAAAACUCUUCUCUGGUCCAAAUGCAGCUGUAAACAAGAAAAAGAAGAUAUUGCCUCAGACAAAAGGAGUCCUGGCGGCCGCCGCCGCCGCCUCAGCAGUAGCAGCUCAGGUCGCCCGAGGAAGAGGAAGAGCAGCCCUCGCGAGAGGAGCCUUCGUCAGCGCCGCCGCACCAGGAUAUGUCACUCCAGGCUUUGGGGCACCGUAUGGCUACAGCCCCGCUGCAGCAGCUGCUCCUGCAUACGAUAUGAUGCGCAGCCAUUCGAUGAGAGGACCCAGUAUCUUGUCCAAUGGUGGUCUUUUCAUUGACAAUCCCUUCUACCAGCCGCGGACCCUCGCUCCUUUUAUCAUUCAUCUGGGUCCCCAGGAUCUCUUCUCUGACUUCUAGUGGCAGAAGGUUGUUGGAAACUCUCUUCACACUGACCUGUGUGUACAUGCAGGACGCCUAUCUUUAUGUCCUUCUCUAAGCCUUUUGAUGCAGGUGAUGGGCUCACAGAUCUCAAACUGUUUCUGUUUGAUCAGUCCGCCGGAAAAAAAAACGUUCUGUCAGCAGCAGAGUAUCAAAUCUCACCUACUGACCGAGAGGCUCAACGCUCCACUUUCUGUAUUCUCUAUUCUCCAACCAGAUGAUCACUUCAGAGGAGGGAAACUUUACACAAAGCAAUACUCGGAUUGUAUGAGGAACGUUCAGCUGUGCGAGGCUGGGCUGAACUUCUUUCUUAUAGCAAUACACCAGAACUCCUCUCCAAGCUUACUGACUUGAGAAGAUGUGAAUGUCCGAUGGAGUUUUACCCAACACAGCAUUGCAAUAGCUCAUUCUGAUUGUAUAUUCAUUGUAUGUGUGUGUACGUGUGGCUAUAACAUGACUAUAUACACAUAUAUGUAUGGUGUAUGUUUCUAUAACAAUGUGUUGACAAUAAUAUUACUAUAUGAGGAUGUAUUUAUGUAAAUAUUCUAUAAAAUAUAACUAUUGUUGGUAUAAAUUAUUUUAGAAUUAUAACGUGAGAUGUAACUGUAAUAUCACAGUAUAGCUUUCUUCCAAUUUUAUAUACACUGAGCAAUUGAAGCUAGUUCUAGGAGAUGCAAUAUUAUCUUUGGUAUUCCUAUUAACCCUGUGCUGUUAGAAUAUGUAUGCUUCCUUCUUUCCUUUCCUUCCUCUCCUUACUUUCCCUCUAUCUUUGAUGUCUUUCUGAGCACGCUCUCUGCUGCCCGAGGUCUGUUUACGUGGCCCGGACCAGAGGUGCUCACUACUACUGAACACACUCAUCACCUAAUCACACCUGUGCACACCCAGGCACACACACUCUCCUGUCAAGAAGCACAUUUUCUAAAGUCUCACUGCUGGCAGGGAAUACUGUUGUUACAAAUACAGUACUGUAUGUGUAUAGUAUGUGUAUACAUCCUCCAUAACACCCAUCAACACUCUGUCCCGCUCGCCUUAGGGACCAAAAGCACAGCUCACUCGCGCAUUGCUGUUCCUUCUUUCUGCCAACACACACAUUCACACACACCCUUCCCUCCAGCCUCUUUUCCUAUAGGGACAUGAUGGUGGCAGAUACAGCCUGGUCAAAGGGCGUGUCUUAAAAAAUGGCAUCUCACAAGUUACUGGCUAACUAAUUAAAGGUAUAGCUCAGAAAAAGGUCUUAAAAGUGGAGCUUUAAAUUCGAUUGAUGUGUUCCUGCCUGGGAAUAACUAUAUUUCAUGGGUUGGUUAUGUCAGCUGUCGGUACUUAGAAGGAGGGAGUUUACCUUUGGUUUCUUUUGCCGGUCACUGAUACUUAAAAAAAAAACCAACAUGUCUGAUCAGUCAACCACAGCAGUCUCUGGCCUCAAGUUACAGUACAUUUAAGGAUUCUAAUAAGUUCCACAGAGUGAGAUGUACUCUUUAAACAUGAAGUAUAAACCCAUACUAUCAGAACUCAAGAUUAGUAUUGAGAAAGAAAAGCCGGACUGGUGCAUGCCUAGUUUCAAUCACAGUGGCUGAGACACCUGUCAAUCAAGCAAACGUCUCUGUUAGGCAACAUCUUCUGAACAUUUUUAGCACGAUAUUAGAAAAAUACAAAAGUUGUAUUUACCUGUAUUUGAGACAGAAGUUGGAUUCUUAAAGGAUUUGAAACCCCUAACACAGCCAGCUUGUUAAGGCCAGUCUCCGUGUUGAUGAACUGUUACAGAGAGAUUUGGGGGGUGAAGUUUGGUUUGUUAUCAUUUGUAGUCUUAAAAAUGCAUGAAUAUUGUGUUUGACUAUGUAUCCCUAGGCCGUUGAGAAUGCUAUAGCACAGAUUGCAAGUUUUAUUUGCGUAGAUUGUAGUUAGAGUGAGAGAUGAGGUGUUCCAUUAAACUCUAAAGUGCUUAACGCUUAAGUAUGUUGGGUCUAACUUUGGGCUGUAAUCAGCCAGAAAGCAGCAUACACAAAGUACUCACUCAGUUCUAUGUGGGAUUCUUUGCAAAUAUCUGUAGUGCUUCUAAAAGCUCUUCAUCAGUUUUAUUUUAUUUUUAGCCUUCAAUAGAGACAAGGUGUCAGUCAGCAGAGACAAAAUCGACCAGAAUGUGAAUCAAAAGGCUUUGAUUCCCCUCAAGCUCGCCUUGAUCUGCGCACCUGUUUGAUCUCCUGCGUUUGCUUCAGCUUUGAUAAAAACAAAAAUGACGUCUGAGAAUGCGGUGAUAGACGUCCUAACGCCUCAAAGCCCAUUGUUUUCAAGACUUUUGAGUCAAAUUAGAGUUCUAUUUUGCGACACCACUGAGCUGACAGUCAAGAGAAUUCUUUAGUUUUACUGAAUAUGGAAUACAAUGAGAGUCAGGAUGUAAAUGUUGUCUCUGCUUAUCGGUUCCUUAAACCUGGUUAUGGUUCAGCCAUUCAGCAUCAUGGACAGAACAUCUGUGUUGAAAUCAGAGCUUGUAAACAUUAGCUGUUAGCCGCCGUCAAAGGUUGCAGUGAAUGACUUUACUCCAUUCACAAAAAAUUGGAAUCGGGGAGCAACGUUAUCAUGAUAUCAAAUGUAAUCUUGUUAACUGUUUAUUUUGGCGAGAUACUUGAAUAAAUAUAGUUGUUUGAAGAUAAAGAAAGUAGUCGAGUUGAGUAAAAUUACCUCAAAAUGUCAGUAAAUUCCACUACCUAUAUGAAGACAUUUGUUAGCAUGCCGUUUUAAGAAAAUAAACUGAACAAAUCUCGGUCAUUUACGUAUGGGUAGCUGGUUACUCGACAUAAACACAGUGUGUCUGUUACAGCCAGAGUCCACAUCCGUUGCCUCUGCUCCGCACGACACAUUUGUUUAGCUAUUCCAAGCAUUUCCCACCAAAUCACAGAGCACCUCCGGCCCUCUCAUCUCAUCUGAGAGAGGCACUGCUUUGCCGUUUUCAUCCUUGUGUGGAAUUCACGUUGAGGUGAAUAACUGUGUUGAAACAGAGCUUCUCUAUCGGCUAAGAAUUUCUCCUUAUUUCCCCUCUGCCCUCUCUCUGUCCAGAUGGCCCACAUUAAUAAGGCAGAUAUUCAUACCUCAGUGAGCAACCUUUUCAUUUCCCCUGUGACUGAACAGACACGCUGGAGGAGUCACCCUGACUACUGACCUGUCCUCUUGGUCUGUUGGCCGGACAACCGCUCACAGGAAAGGAGGCAGAGUGAGAGCUCAGGGAAACACGCUCGGUCUAAAAAUGGCGCAGGCGUCUGUAGAGGUUGGGGAGUUGUUUCCUUAGUUAGGCAGAUUUGUGUUUCUUGUUAGGCUUUACGGUAAUACGUGAGGAAAAAUAACUUUUUACCACUUCCCAGAAGCCCUGUUUGAAGAUUUGGACAGUUGUGUCCAUGUGGAUAACUUUUCUAGAGAGUAAUGCUUAUUUGUCCUGCUCCCGGUCCCUGUGAGUUCUAUGAUGGAUGUUCAUCCCUUUCCAUUGUUCCCAUGAAAGGUCUCAGAGAUCACUAUGAAACAGGAAAACAUGGCAGCCAUUGUAAACGCAUCUCCCUGCAUCUACACUUUGACAUACACAGCCUCUCUCUGGGCGUGUGAUUACACCUGUAAAUCUUCUAAGCACAAAACACACACACAUUGUUCUCAGGGCCACCUGACACACACGUUUAUGCAAAUAGACACAGAAGUAAUCAUAUAUGUAAAUAUUUCAUCAUUCACUGACAAUAACAGCCGAGCCCAUUGAGACAUUGUUUGCUUCAUGGUUUGUAUAUCACACAUAAGAUUGUAUGUAGUGAGAAUUGUAAAAGUGGUUAGGCCUUGUUUGUACUUUAGGAUUUGAGCCAUGUAUAGCUGAGAAAAUACAUCUCCCCUAUUUGUUUUCUUGGUGCUUUAUAACAGCCUGUCUGUAGCACUGUAUAUAAUGGAUGUUACUUUACCUUUUUGGAGAACCAGCAGUUACCCGUGAACAACAUAAACUUUGCUGACAGGGGACAAAAGGGAGUUAUUUUGGCACCAAAUGCAGUUGCUUUGCACGUUUAAAUGCUGCAAUAUGUUCAGUAGUUAAAGUGUGCUUUUCGCUGCCAGUCGCACAAUUUCCCUCGGGCUACUCUUCAUCCCGCUGCCAGGGUUAAAGGUCAAACAGGAUAGGGAAUAAUGCAGAGAGGCUGUCUGUUAACAGGUUCUGGAUUGUUCUGCGGGAUGGGAUUCAUCCAGACACCAAAGACUCUGAAGGCUUUGUUGCAAAAAUCUGAUAUUCCAUACAGUACGGGAGGUGAUACUCGCCAUCUAGACAGUUAACAAAUACCAGGUGGUAAAUGAAGGAGAAAAGUGUCUUGCAUUAGCACAGAGACGCUAGGAGACAUGCUAAAUGUGUCUGAAAGCAGAGGAAGAAGAGCCGAAAGAGCCAGCAGGUCCAUCAUCUGAACUCUCAGCCGAAAUAAUACGAUCACGUUUCAACUGCCGAGGCAAAGGAAACCAGACUAACUGCUGAACGCAUCAUUUUCUCCUGGUGUGUGUGCAUGUGUGUCGUGGGGGGGGGGAACACCUGUGAGUUUGUGUGUUCGUCUGGCUAGCACAUCAACUGGAGGAGGAUGGGAAGUUAUUUCACACCCAUACGCACGCACAGACACACAUUAUUGCAGUCACAUUUAGCAUGUUGUUGCAUAUCUUCUGGUCAUGGUCUGCUGAGAAGUCCAAAAUCCUCCUGAUAAACGAUCAAAGCAUUUUGGUUGGGAAUGUACACUGUCAUUAUAGUGAUUGUAGAGUAGAAUGUAUUUACUCAUAGAGAGAGUAAACUUGCUUUUGUGUAGAGAAGCAUAUAUACAGAAUAUAUAUGGAUACAUACAUAUACAUCUAUAUAUCUUUUGAUCUUGUGUGUGAGAGUUGUUUUGGGCGCAUCCACCCUGUUAAGAUUCAUAUUUCUCUCCCCUUUUUCAACUUUUAUUUAUUAUGUUCGGACAAAAGUAGCGUCCUACGGGUGAUGAGUGUUUAUGUUUUUCCUGUAUAUAUGAUUUUUUUAUUUUAUUUUUGACAAAAAGGGGUUUAAAAAGAAACAGUUUUACGAUGCUGCCUAUGAAGUGAUAUCUGUCCACAGAAUCUGUGUGAUUCAUGAAUUUAUCAAAGUGAUUUUUUGGUGAAAUGUAACAAUGACAGGGUGGGAGUCUCACAGGUCGUGCUGAACAAAGGCCAGUGACAAUGAAUCAUUUGAACUUGCUGUAUUGAUUAGUAGCAACAUUCACAGCAGUGAUGAUCUGUGGUUGUCACUGUUUUUGACAUAAUCUAUGCUUGACAAACUGAAAAUAAAUCUGAUAAAGUGCUGAAUCUCUA
Gymnodraco acuticeps is the source of this 6911-nucleotide messenger RNA. RefSeq names its product spermatid perinuclear RNA-binding protein-like. Lineage: Eukaryota; Metazoa; Chordata; Actinopteri; Perciformes; Bathydraconidae. Gene Ontology annotation, cellular component: endoplasmic reticulum membrane; endoplasmic reticulum. Gene Ontology annotation, biological process: protein folding. Gene Ontology annotation, molecular function: calcium ion binding. The record is from RefSeq and is a predicted model, not a curated record.